Sciurus carolinensis (gray squirrel) is the source of this 7903-nucleotide messenger RNA. RefSeq names its product thyroid hormone receptor interactor 11 (gene Trip11). Gene Ontology annotation, cellular component: Golgi apparatus. The transcript is spliced from 22 exons. Lineage: Eukaryota; Metazoa; Chordata; Mammalia; Rodentia; Sciuridae. Gene Ontology annotation, molecular function: small GTPase binding. The record is from RefSeq and is a predicted model, not a curated record. Bases 389 to 6379 code for a protein of 1996 amino acids. Gene Ontology annotation, biological process: Golgi organization; endoplasmic reticulum to Golgi vesicle-mediated transport.
CCUGCCGCUUUCAGAGCGGGUGUUAUGGCUGCCGGCGUCGAGGUGGCAGGAGUAGCCCGCCGAGCGGGGACAAGUCACUAAACGCGGAGGGAGAAGUGACUCAGGCCGGACGGCGGAAAGUCGAGGGGAGGGGCAGAGGCCCCGCGGGGGUGACCGUGCCACUGGCGGCGAGUCCCUGGUGAAGUCCCAGGCCGGGCCUCUGCCUUUUCAGGCAGAACGCGGCGGUUGGCAGGAGCCCCGCACUGCGUGGAAUUCUGAAUGCUUUGGUCAUAAUUGGCCCCGCAGCGCUCGAGGACGUUCGGCGGGGUGGUCGACUGUGGUGGACGGCGGUGGACGGCGCUAGACGCGUUUCUCGGAGCGGACCUGGUGGUUCUCUGAAGUCGCGGCGAUGUCGUCUUGGUUUGGUGGCCUGGGCUCCGGCCUGGGCCACUCGUUGGGUCAGGUGGGGGGCAGCUUAGCUUCCCUCACCGACCAGAUCUCAAACUUCACGAAGGAUAUGCUUCUGGAGGGCGCGGAGGAAGUAGAAGCAGAUUUACCUAAUUCUGGGAGGAAGGAAAUUGAAGCCAUUCAAGCGAUCUUGAGAUCAGAGAAUGAAAGACUUAAAAAGUAUUGUACUGAUCUGGAAGAAAAGCAUGAAGCGUCAGAGCUUCAAAUAAAACAUCAAUCUGCAAGUUACCGAAAUCAACUGCAACAGAAAGAGGUAGAAAUCAGCCAUCUUAAAGCAAGACAGAUUGCACUACAGGAUCAGUUGUUGAAACUGCAGGCAGCUGCUCAGUCAGUACAUUCAGGAGCUGGUGGUGUACCAAUAACCACUGCGCCGUCUUCAUUCGGUUAUGGAAUCAGUCAUCAUUCUUCAGCUUUUCGUGAUGAUGACAUGGACUUUAGUGACAUAAUUUCAUCACAACAAGAAAUAAACAGAUUGUCAAUUGAAGUGUCAAGACUUGAAUCUGAAGUUGGUCAUUGGAGGCAUAUUGCUCAGUCACAGGGAACACAAAAGUCUGAUCAAAGUGAAAUCUGCAAACUACAAAAUAUUAUUAAGGGCGUUGUGCAUGCGAGGCAGUUACUCUACCAACUAAGCUAUAUCCCCAGACCAGUGGAACUUAAACAAAACCGAAGUCAGGAAAUUGAUGAUCAUCAACAUGAAAUGUCAGUUUUGCAGAAUGCACAUCAACAGAAACUGGCAGAGAUAAGUCGCCGGCAUCGAGGAGAGUUAAAUGACUAUAAAGAACGAAUUGAAGAACUUGAAAAUCUAUUACAACAAGGUGGCUCAGGAGUUACAGUAACUGAUCAGACUAAAAUCUGUGAGAUGCAAAAUAUUAUUCAGGUUCUACAAACUGAAAAAGUAGAAUCUACAAAGAAAAUUGAAGAACUUGAGGAUAAGAUUAAAGACAUAAAUAAAAAAUUACCUUCUGCAGAAAAUGACAGAGAUGUCCUGAAGAGAGAACAAGAGCAGCUCAGUGUGGAAAAGCAACAAAUAAUUGAACAGUGUGAAAACUCGAAACUGGAAUGUAGUAAAUUGCAGCCUUCUGUGAUGGAGCAGAGUGAUAAUGUGGCAGAAAAGGGAGGAAUUCUUCCACAGAGUUCAUCAGUGGAAGAAGUGUUCAGACUACAACAAGCACUGUCUGAUGCUGAAAAUGAAAUAGUGAGACUGAGUAGUUUAAACCAGGAUAACAGUCUUGCUGAAGACAAUCUGAAACUUAAAAUGCAUGUCCAAGCUUUAGAAAAGGAGAAGUCAUUAUUGAGUCAAGAAAAGGACGAACUUCAGAUAUCACUUUCAAAAUUGAGCAGUGAAUAUGAAGUAAUUAAAAAUACAGCUUCAACAGACAUGAAUUUGAAUUUACAGUUGCAUGACUUAAAACUUAACUUGGAGUCAAAGGAAAAAGAACUGAAUCAGAGUAUCAAUGAAAAGAAAAUACUGAUAGCUGAGUUAGAAGAACUGGACAAUCAGAACCAGGAAGCUACAAAGCAUAUGAUUUUGAUUAAAGAUCAGCUAUCAAAGCAACAAAGUGAAGGAGCUAAUGUCAUCAGGAAAUUGAAACAAGAUCUAGAUGAUGAAAAAAAGAGAGUUCAUCAACUUGAGGAUGAUAAAAUGAACAUAACUAAAGAGUUGGAUGUACAGAAAGAAAAGUUAACUCAAAGUGAACUGAGUCUCAGUGAUUUGCAUUUAACCAAGCAGAAGCUUGAAGAUAAAGUGGAAGAUUUAGUAGAUCAGCUAAGUAAAUCACAGAAAAAUAGUUUAAAUAUCCAAAAGGAAAAUCUUGAACUUAAGGAACACAUUAGACAAAAUGAGGAGGAGCUGUCUAGAGUCAGGAAUGAGUUAACUCUUUCUCUUAAUCAAGACUCUAACAGUAAUUUUAAGGAUGACUUGCUUAAAGAAAGGGACGCAGAAGUUAGAAACUUAAAGCAAAAUCUUUCAGAAAUAGAACAGCUCAAUGAAAACUUAAAGAAAGUUGCUUUUGAUCUGAAAACAGAAAAUGAAAAAUUGGUUUUAGCAUGUGAAGAUGUAAGAUGUAAGUUGGAAGAAUCUAUUGCUGGUAACAAUCAAAUUUCUCUAGAAAAAGACACUAUUGUGGAGACUCUGAAAAGAGAGAAAGAACAGAUAGAAGCAGAACUGUGUCAGGCAGAAAAGAAACUGUUGGAAGAAGCUAAUAAUUAUAGGCAGACCAUUCAGGAACUCUCAAAUGCACGUAAUUUGAAUACCUCUGCCUUACAGCUGGAACAUGAGCGUGUAGUUCAACUCAAUCAAGAGAAAGACUUUGAAAUAGCAGAACUCAAAAAGAAUAUUGACCAAAUGGCAACUGAUCAACAAGAAACUAAGGAAAUGUUGGCAUCUAAUUUGGAAGAACAAAAGCAAAUGACACAACUUAUAAAUGAGAAAGAAGUUUUUAUUGAAAAACUCAAAGAAAAAAGUUCAGAACUGCAAAAGGAGUUAGAUAAGUGUUCUCAGGCCUUAAUUAAAAAUGAAACUUUAAAGCAGACCAUAGAGGAAAAGGACAGAAGUCUCGGAUCCAUGAAAGAAGAAAAUAAUCACCUGCAAGAAGAAUUGGAAAGACUUAGGGAACAACAGAGUCGAGCUGUACCUGUGAUUGAACCUAAAACCCUCGAUAGUAUCACAGAACUAGAAUCUGAGGUAUCUCAACUGAAUAUCAUUAAGAAUCAUCUAGAAGAAGAAGUUAAACAUCAUCAAAAGAUAAUUGAAGAUCAAAAUCAGAACAAGGUGCAGCUGCUUCAGUCUUUACAGGAGCAGAAGAAGGAAAUGGAUGAGUUUAAAUACCAGUAUGAGCAAAUGAAUGUCACACAUACCCAGCUAUUUUUAGAGAAAGAUGAGGAAAUUAAGAAUUUGCAGAAAACCAUUGAACAAAUAAAAGCCCAGUUGCAUGUGGAAAGACAGGACAUUCAAACAGAGAAUUCUGAUAUUUUUCAAGAAACAAAAGUUCAGAGCCUUAAUAUAGAAAAUGGGAGUGAAAAGCAUGAUUUAUCUAAAGCUGAAACUGAAAAAUUAGUGAAAGGAAUAAAAGAACGAGAACUUGAGAUUAAACUUCUAAAUGAAAAGAAUAUAUCUUUAACCAAACAGAUUGAUCAGCUGUCCAAAGAUGAGGUUGGUAAACUCACGCAGAUUAUCCAGCAAAAGGACGUGGAGAUACAAGCUCUUCAUGCUCGAAUUUCUUCAGCUUCGUACACCCAGGAUGUUGUUUACCUUCAACAGCAACUGCAGGCCUUCACUAUGGAAAGAGAACAAGUAUUAGCUGUUCUGAAUGAGAAGACAAGGGAAAAUAGCCAGCUGAAAACAGAGUAUCACAAAAUGAUGGAUAUAGUUGCUGCCAAAGAAGCAGCCCUCAUUAAGCUCCAAGAUGAAAAUAAAAAAUUGUCCAUGAAAUUUGAAAGUAGUGGUCAAGAUAUGUUUAAAGAAACUGUUCAGAAUUUAUCACGUAUCAUUAGAGAAAAAGACAUUGAAAUAGAUGCACUAAGUCAGAAAUGCCAGACUUUAUUGGCAGUUUUACAAACUUCCAGCCCUGGUAAUGAGGUUGGAGGUGUUAACAGUAAUCAGUUCGAGGAGCUCCUACAGGAACGUGAUAAAUUAAAACAGCAAGUUAAAAAAAUGGAAGAAUGGAAGCAACAGGUGAUGACCACAGUCCAAAAUAUGCAACAUGAGUCAGCUCAGCUUCAAGAAGAACUUCACCAACUUCAAGCACAAGUAUUGGUUGACAGUGAUAAUAAUUCUAAGUUACAAGUAGACUACACCGGCCUCAUCCAAAAUUAUGAGCAGAAUGAAACCAAACUCAAAAAUUUUGGGCAAGAAUUAGCCCAGGUUCAGCACAGCAUAGGGCAGCUUUGCAAUACCAAGGAUCUUCUUUUAGGAAAACUUGAUAUUAUUUCACCCCAGCUCUCAUCUGGCUUAUCACUUGCCUUCCAGUCAAUAGAGGAGUCUCUGGGAACAGAUAAGUGUGCUGUACCAAGUGAGACUUCUCUGUUUCUUCAACAAGAGGUAGAAGAACUGAGAAAAUCACUGCAGGAAAAAGAUGCCACAAUUAGAACUCUCCAGGAAAAUAAUCAAAAGUUGUCUGAUUCAAUUGCUGCCUCCUCAGAGGUAGAAAAGAAAGAACAAACUGAUUCAGAAAUUAAGCAACUCAAGGAGAAACAGGAUGUUUUACAAAACUUACUUAAGGAAAAAGAUCUUUUAAUCAAAGCCAAAAGUGAUCAGUUACUUUCUUCAAAUGAAAAUUUCACUAACAAAGUGAAUGAAAAUGAACUUUUGAGGCAGUCAGUAACAAACCUAAAGGAGAGAGUAUUAAUUUUAGAAAUGGACAUUUCUACACUAAAAGGGGAAAAUGAAAAAAUAUUAGAAGCAUCCAGGGAAAAGGAAACAGAGUAUCAAGCAUUACAAGAGACAAACAUGAAGUUUUCUAUGAUGCUGCGAGAAAAAGAGUUUGAGUGCCAUUCAAUGAAGGAGAAAGCUCUUGCUUUUGAGCAACUUUUGAAAGAAAAAGAACAGGGCAAGACUGGGGAGUUAAAUCAGCUUUUAAAUGCAGUUAAGUCAAUGCAGGAGAAGACAGUUACAUUUCAGCAGGAGAGAGACCAAGUCAUGUUGGCCCUGAAACAGAAACAAAUGGAAAACAGUACCCUACAGCAUGAGAUUCAACAUUUACGUGACAAAGAAGUACGUUUAAACCAGGAGCUAGAGAGACUGCGUAACCAUCUUUUAGAAUCAGAAGAUUCUUAUACACGGGAAAUUUUGGCUGCAGAAGAUAGAGAGACUAAACUAAGAAAGAAAGUCACAAUGUUGGAGGAAAAGCUAAUUUCAUCCUCUAAUGCAAUGGAAAAUGCAAGUCAUCAAGCCAGUGUGCAGGUGGAGUCGCUGCAGGAACAGUUGAAUGUGAUCUCCAAGCAAAGGGACGAGACCGCUCUGCAGCUUUCAGUCUCUCAGGAACAAGUAAAGCAGUAUGCCUUGUCAUUAACCAACCUGCAAAUGGUCCUGGAGCAUUUCCAGCAAGAGGAAAAAGCUAUGUAUUCUGCUGAAUUAGAAAAGGAAAAACAGCAUACAGCUGAAUGGAAGAAAAAGGCAGAAAAUCUAGAAGGAAAAGUAUUAUCAUUACAGGAACGUUUGGAUGAAGCAAAUGCUGCGUUGGAUUCAGCAUCAAGACUUACAGAACAGUUAGAUCUAAAGGAAGAACAGAUUGAAGAACUUAAAAAACAAAAUGAGCUCCGACAAGAAAUGUUGGAUGAUGCACAAAAGAAAUUGAUGAACUUAGUAAACAGCACAGAAGGAAAAGUGGACAAAGACCUCAUGAGGAACCUCUUCAUUGGUCAUUUCCAUACACCAAAAAAUAAGCGUCAUGAAGUGUUUCGGUUAAUGGGAAGCAUCCUGGACAUUCCAAGGGAGGAAAUGGAGCAGUUGUUUAAUGAAGAUGAUGGUGGUGUAACUAAGUGGAUGACUGGAUGGCUUGGAGGAGGAUCAAAAAGUGUUCCCAACACACCUUUGAGACCAAAUCAGCAAGGACCUAUGCUUAACAAUUCUUUUUCAGAGCUUUUUGUUAAAUUUCUGGAAACAGAAUCUCAUCCAUCUAUUCCACCACCAAAACUUUCUGUUCAUGGCAUGAAACCUCUAGGUUCACCAGGAAAGAGAAAACAAGGUUCAGUUGUACCAGGAAGUUUUAAAGAUGCAGCAGAACUCAGGACUGGUAGAAGAACAGAUGUGAAUCCAUUCUUGGCUCCUCGCUCUGCAGCUGUGCCUCUUAUUAACCCAGCUGGUUUUGGACCUGGUGGAUCUGGGCAUCUUCUUUUGAAACCCAUCUCAGAUGUUCUGCCCACGUUUACACCAUUGCCAGUGUCCCCUGACAACAGCGCCGGAGUUGUACUAAAGGACCUUUUAAAGCAAUAGGUGAUUUUCAAGCUAGAGAUGAUUUAGCACUUUAAAGAAACCAUAAACACUAUGUAAUUUUUCACAAAGUGGCCUUUUGGAAAAGAAGUCAUGUAUAUGUUUGCAGUUGUAAUUUCUCUAAAUUUAAUAAAAAUGUUCUUUAUGCUUUUAGAAAUUACAGGUGUCAGAGAAGUAUUUGCUAUAUAACUGCUUUUUCUCUUCUCUGAUUUCACCUAACUCAAGCUAGAAAUUUUUGAUUUAUCUUUUACUUUAAUUUACAAAAAUAAAAAAAGGAAGACAAAAUACCUAGUAGAUAUAUAUAUAUAGAUAUAUAUAUCUAUAUAUCUAUAUAUAUAUCAGCUUUUUAUUUCUUCCUCUCAAUUUCAAGCUCUUUUGGGCUAGGGACAUGCGGUUUAUCUUUUCAACAUCAAGCAAUUUACAAAAAAAGAGAAAAUACUAGUGUGGCUUCUCUACGUAGUGCAGAAAAUGGAUUUGAAGCAAAUAUUAAUCGUCUUUAGAAGACUUUGUAUAAAAAGCCUAGUAUAAGGUUUUCCUGGGAGGUCGCCAGUCCCCUGUGACUGUGCGUAUGUGGUUCUCUGCAAUUUCAUCAUCCACAUAGAUUGAUGUGACCACCAUCACAGUCACGAGACACACUUGCAUCCCAAGGAUCCCUCUGCUGACCUUUCUAAGUGUAACCAUGCCUCUGGUCUCCCCGCUUGGUCCCUGGCAGCCACUAACAGUUCUCCAACUCUAAUUCUGUUAUUUCAGGAAUGCUGUAUAAAUGGAAUCGUACGUUGUAUCACCUCUUAAGACUGGUGGUUAUAAUUCCCAGCAUAAUUCCCUUGAGCGCCAUCCAAGUGGUUACAGUAUUAAAGAGUUUGUUCCUGUUUAUUGUCCUGUACAUGGCAUUGAUACACCAUUUAGUUUCAAGAGCUGAGGUAUCUGUUUAAAGAUAUCAUCUAAAACUAAAGGUUUGCUAACAAAAAUACAAUUUUCAUAUGUGUUAAAUUGUACAGCUGCAUCCACAUAAUAUAAUAAGCAAUAUUCCUAACAUGCCGCCUCAUGCCUUGUCUGCAGUGUUGAUACAGGUACUGCAAUCAGGAUCAUCUCUUCCCAUCACAGUGGUGACUGGAGUGGUGAAAUCACUUCCACAGCACCAGUACCAGCUGUUUAGAACUUAUGAGUAUAAGAAAGAGAGUAUUUCUUUAAUUUUUUUAUAAGCCCAUCAUAAAAAAUCCUGACUUGAAACUUAAUCAUAUGAGGAUGUUCAUAUUUAUAAUUUGAAGUUGUACAUUUAAGAGCUAUUUCUUACAGAUUUUGUAAAUGUAGAUAUGCCUUGGAAAUAGAAACAUUUGUAUAGCAAGAAAAGGUGAAAACAAGAAUAGUCCAAAUAUGUAAAGAGGUCUGGCUCCAACCAGAGUGAAAUUUGAUUGUAAAUUUUGCUGUGAUUAACUGUAUAUUUCUAAUGUAUUUGGGAGACUGGAAGUUUUGAUUAUGUGUUGAUUGUUAAAACUUGUUUUUCUGAAAAAUUAACAGAUAAUACUA